AUGCCUUCUGUUGGUGGUAGCGCUCCACCACAACCUACUGCACCCAAUGGCAUUUACAAUGUUCUGAUGACUGGAAGCACCAUGGCAACGGGUGGUAUUCCGACAGCAUCGUCUUCUGCCAACCUGAAUGGAACUGGUACUACUGCUGCUACUGCUGCUUCGGGUGAAGAGAUAUCGACUAUCUUUGUUGUGGGCUUUCCAGAUGAUAUGCAAGAACGCGAGUUUCAAAACAUGUUUAUCUUUUCGCCUGGAUUUGAGGCUGCAACACUCAAAAUCCCAUCCAAGGAACAAGAAGAAGACAUUCACAGUAAUGGCAAUGGUAGUAACAACAACAACAACAGAAAGCAAAUUAUUGGAUUUGCAAAGUUCCGUACUCGCUAUGAAGCAUUGGAAGCCAAGGAUAUUCUUAGUGGUAGAAGAGUGGAUGCCGAAAAAGGAUCAGUCUUGAAAGCCGAGAUGGCGAAAAAGAACUUGCAUACAAAACGAGGUCUUUCUACGGGCGAUCAGCAACAACAACAACAGCAGCAGCUUCCUGCACAACAUCCAAUGUCCACUACAUCUCAUCCACUCACGAGUACACAACAACAACAGCAACAUGGAGGCAUGCCAAAACGUUUCUCGCUUAGCCCAGGUCAAUCAGCCUACGAAGCUUUCCAUUCUGUACCAGCAGCAUUACCUAGUGAGCUUCAUCCACCCAGUGAAUUAUCUUAUCCCGAGUUGUACCCUGAUCUGUUUUCGCCUGGAGGCACACCCAUUACAACGACAUUCAACGAUUCAGUGUUUGCUUCUCGUGCAGCAGCGGCAGCGGCAGCGGCAGCAGCAGCAGCUAUGGCUGCAGGAGGAGGAGGAGAACGAGGAGAACGAGGAGGAGGAACAACAAGGGAUGGUUUCGAUGCCCGUUCAGCCUCAAUGGGUGAUAUUUUCAAUCAUCGUAGCAUGUCAUCAUCUCAUUCAACAUCACGCUUAUCAAUGAACCGAUUCUCCAAUAACAACAACACCGACAAUGAUCGCAACAAUGCUAACAACUUGUAUCAUUCAAGCACAAGCCUUCUUUCACCUACAGCAACUUUACAAACAACUGCAUUUUCUUCUCCUUUUUCAUCACCACCCACCAGUGUACUCAACAGCGUACAUGAAGAAAUGUAUCCAUUGCAAUUACCAUCACAAUUACUAUCACAAGCAGAGUUAGCAGAUCAUGAAGAGUAUAAGCAACAACAAGGAGGAGGAGGAGGAUUGGCAAGUGCUUUGAAUUCACGAUUGGCUGGAUUGACGAUCAACACCAACCCAUCAUCCUCUGUCACCAAUGCCACCACCACCACCACUACAACCACCAACAAUGGAGGAUUACCAUCACCAGGUAUCAGCUCGCCUACUGGAUAUCUCAGCUUUGCCGCAGCAGGUAGCAACAGUAGCAGCAGCAACAACGGUAGCCUAGCAACAACCAUUGUCAAUGUUCACAACCUUCCCCACAAUGCCAAUGAAGAAGAGGUGAUAGCUCUAUUCUCUCAAUGUAUCGGUUAUCAACGCCUUUUAUUCCGCCCGGUGCCAAGACCAGGAAGCCCUGUGUGUCUCGUGGAAUUCAAUGAUUCGGCGUGUGCUAAUCGAGCAGUACAAGAGUUAUAUGGUACCAUGCUAAGCAAUUCGGUCAACAGUGGCAUUCGUCUCUCGAUCAAUACAAAGCCUAAUGGCAUGAUGGGUAUACGUCAGGCACCACCUCCUCUUGACAGCUUUGCAGGUCGUCUGGAACAUCAUCAUCAUCAUCUCGAUCAAUCAUCAUUCUCUUGA
Molecule: messenger RNA, 1785 nt
Organism: Lichtheimia ornata
Lineage: Eukaryota; Fungi; Mucoromycota; Mucoromycetes; Mucorales; Lichtheimiaceae
Exons: 3
Coding region: 1-1785 (594 amino acids)
Molecular function (GO): mRNA binding
Source: RefSeq, a predicted model, not a curated record